AUGCAAAACCACACUUUACGCCAGCAUGUCCCAUCAGCAAACAUCCGACAAGCCUUUGCGGUGGCCAUGUCAGCCAUGUACGCCAAAGAGGUCCCUUUAUAUGGCGAUUUGCUUAGUUUGGUUCAACAAAGUAACCAGAGAGUACUUGAGAGCGAUCCAAAUCUUCGCCAAAAGCUCAGUACUACUGAUAAUCUCGACAGAAUCCAUUGGGAGCGCCACGGAGCCAUACGUGUCGGCAGGCCGGACGAGCUGAACCAGGUCCGACGCGUCCUCCAGGUCAUGAAUAUGCUGCCUACUGGGUAUUAUGACCUUGCACCGGCUAAUGUCCCGGUGCAUUCGACUUGUUUCCGAGCACCUGAACUAUCUGAGCUCUCGAAAAAUGCUUUUCGCAUGUUUGUCUCCUUGCUCCGCCCAGAGCUGAUCAAGUCCGAUGAGGUUCGUCAACGCGUUACCAGCAUUCUUUCCCGCCGGAGUAUAUUCUCCGAAAGGAUGUUGGCGCUGCUGGCCAUAUAUGAAUCCAACGGGGGCCUUGUCGAAGCGGAAGCCGAAGAGUUUGUCCAUGAAGCAACGAGCAGCUUCCAGUGGCACAACUCAGCCGCGGUAUCUUAUGUGGAAUACCAGGAGAUGUUAUCCGAAAGCGCUAUCUUGGCCGACAUUGUUGCCUUCAAGUCGCCGCAUAUCAACCACCUGACCCCACGAGUACUGGACAUUGACGCAGUCCAAUCGAGUAUGCGAGACUGGAACAUACCGGUCAAAGAUUACAUCGAGGGACCUCCGAAACGGAAAUGUCCUAUUCUUCUUCGACAGACUAGUUUUAAAGCGAUUGAGGAGCCAAUCAGCUUUCCUGUGGAAAUAACAGAAUCUGCAAACACUAAGCAAUUUGUCCCAGGCAGACACAAGGCACGCUUCGGCGAGAUUGAACAGCGAGGUGCGGCUCUAACGGUGAAAGGACGUCAACUGUAUGAUUCGCUUCUGGCAAUAGCGACCAGGGAUUCUAUCACAGCCGGUGAUACGACUGCGUUCUCCCGUGUCUUUGCGAGUUUCCCAGACUCUUGGAUGGAAAUGCGCGAGCUAGGACUGGCCUGGUUCCGCUACUACAUCAAUCCCAACAAACUUCACGCGCAGCCUGAACCGAAGCCAUUCAACUUAAGCCAAUUGAUUGAGGAUGACAUAGUCCGCUACGAGCCCAUAGUCUACGAAGACUUUCUCCCCAUAAGCGCGGCCGGCAUCUUCCGGAGUAACUUGGACAAGAACGGGGAUAGCGCAACUAUAUACUUGAACUCCUGUGACCUCUGUAGUAAGUGUGACUUUGAGAAGGCUCUCGGGGUUGAAGUCGCCGACGAGAUGCUUCUGUAUCAGAGAAUUCAGGCGGAGAGCAUCGACCAGUGUAAGGCUUGGGUUGAAAACGCUUGGGGAGGUUUAUAG
Messenger RNA from Aspergillus oryzae RIB40, 1425 nucleotides. RefSeq lists its product as uncharacterized. NCBI's taxonomy places the organism in Eukaryota, Fungi, Ascomycota, Eurotiomycetes, Eurotiales, Aspergillaceae. The transcript has a single exon. Gene Ontology annotation, molecular function: oxidoreductase activity. The record is from RefSeq and is a predicted model, not a curated record. The coding region runs from base 1 to 1425 and encodes 474 amino acids.